GCCCUAUCUAGUGCACUAGAGGAUGAGCGUUAGCGGGUUUAGGAUACAGCGCGGGAAAGUGUUUGUCGGGGGGAAGCGACUAGCUGAAAGUGGACAAAAGUUGAGUUAAAGUGCGAAAGCGGCGUGUGAACGUGUAAAGAUGUCCCUGGUGGAUUUGGGGAAGCGGCUUUUAGAGGCUGCACGUAGCGGUGAAGAUGAAGAAGUGAGGAAGCUGAUGGCCAACGGUGCCCCCUUCACCACAGACUGGUUGGGAGCGUCUCCGCUGCACUUGGCAGCGCAGUUCGGUCAUCUCUCUACAGCCGAGGUGCUGCUGAGAGCUGGCAUCUGUAAGGACGCGCGCACCAAAGUGGACCGGACCCCACUGCACAUGGCUGCCACCGAGGGCCAUGAGCUCAUCGUCGACUUACUGAUCAGGAACGGUGCAGAUGUGAACGCUAAAGACAUGUUAAAGAUGACGGCGUUGCACUGGGCCACUCAGCACGGGCACCACAACGUCGCUCAGCUGCUCAUCAAACACGGAGCCGACGUUCACGCACUCAGCAAGUUUGACAAGUCACCCUUUGAUAUCGCCAUUGACAUCCAGCACGCAGAACUCGCCAACCUCCUGCAGGAGGGAAUGCAGAAGCAGGUGAACAGGAAUGCAGAGUCGUCCAUUGCUCCCCAGUUCAUCAUUCAGGGAGGAGUAAUUAACAUCGCAGAGCUCGUCAAAUCCAACACAGGUAACAGUGAGGACGCCGUCGCCGUCAGUGCUCUAGACCAGCAGUUGAUGGGUGAUACUGGACAGAGGGUGGUUACCAUAGUAACAGAUCAACAGGGUCACCUACAGACCAGACUCACACAGCCGCUGUAUGUGACGAUGCAGAACGGACGGCAGGUGUUGGCCGUUCCCUCUAGUCAGUUCACACAGGAGGUUGUGGAUGAAGAAGUUGAACCUCCAGUACGACGAAGGAAAAUCGAAGUCAUCUCUGCUAAUCAUUCUGACACCAGAGACACGGAGCAGCUACAGCGGCGUCUGGCCGAGGCCAACAUGGCGGCUCAGUUGUACCGACAGCAGCUGCUGCAGAAGGAGCAGGAGGCGGAGGAGUACCGCAUGCAGCUGGAGGCCAUAACAGAGCGAGGGAUCACACAGGACGACGAGUGUGUGGAGGAGAAGCAGGAGGAGGCCGAGGAGGAGGUGGUGCUGCUGGCUGACGGAGAUGUGAUGCUCAACACAGAGGAGAUCGACUCCACAUCCAACAUCUCAUAACGCCUCGCCUCGUCUCAUGGACUCAUGAUUUCGUGUGUGUGUGUGUGUUCACGCGCUUGCUUUCUUUUUCAGCUCUGGAUCAAGUUUAUAAGAGGAAGACAAACUCUAUGUUCCUCCGUAUUUUUUAAUAACUUGUCUUCUGCUUUAGUAAAAUGAUCCAUGUUUACUGUCUGGCUGAGAAAAUGUUUUUUUUUCCCUUUAACUUUUUUUUUUUUCAAAGGCCAAAUUUAAAGGCGACUCUUAUAAUACAGUUGUGAGCAAUUUCUAAAUCCUGGUUGUCAGUUCUUUGUGUUGAUGGAGAUGAGAGCACUGAUCCAGGCAGGAUUCUGUUCUCCUUUUCACUGUGAAACACUUCUACAUUCACUUAAAAUGAACAGGUAAAUGAACCUCAGGUGCACAUUGUAUCAGGUGUUUUAAAGUCUUACACAAAGAUGUGUUCAUUAGUGCAUUUUGUGUUUUAGUUACAGCUGCAGCGGCUCUGUGUGAAUGAGGAGAAUAUGAAAAGGUCUGUGCGUGUGUGUGUGUGUUGGUCUUAUUAAUGGAGGUGUGUGGCGUGUGUGUGUGCUGCUCACACCAUGAGCUGCUCCAAACACUUCUACAGAUUUAUUUUCUGUAAAUACACUUCCUGGUAUUUCUGUAUAAAAUGUUUAUUGACAUUUAAUCCUAUUAAAGAACAGUGAAAAUAAAAGGAACUCAUCAGUAUACAGAA
Tachysurus vachellii is the source of this 1955-nucleotide messenger RNA. RefSeq names its product GA binding protein transcription factor subunit beta 2a (gene gabpb2a). Gene Ontology annotation, cellular component: nucleus. The record is from RefSeq and is a predicted model, not a curated record. Bases 140 to 1246 code for a protein of 368 amino acids. Gene Ontology annotation, biological process: positive regulation of transcription by RNA polymerase II. Gene Ontology annotation, molecular function: transcription cis-regulatory region binding; protein binding. The transcript has 8 exons. Lineage: Eukaryota; Metazoa; Chordata; Actinopteri; Siluriformes; Bagridae.